AUGUUUUUAUGUGUGUUAUUCUCUCACCUCGGUGAAGUUCCCGAGACAUUUAAAACCUUCUAUCAAAAAUUAAUUGGAGCUUUCCAAGACUGUCAAAACUUAAGUUGUUUUAAAAAGCCAAGUCGUCUUUUUGAAAUAAUGUUAGUAUAUGGUUUGAAAAAUAUUAAAGAAAAUUGUUUCGAUGGGUGUAUUUCAUUGAAUACAAUAGAAAUUCCAGACUCUGUGACUGAAAUUGGUUGGCAGGCCUUUGCCGAGUGUACACAACUCCAAAAAGUCGUGAUGUCAAAGUCACUCACCACGUUAAACAGAGAAAAUUUCAAAAUUAUUUUUCAAUGA
Molecule: messenger RNA, 336 nt
Organism: Entamoeba invadens IP1
Lineage: Eukaryota; Evosea; Mastigamoebida; Endamoebidae
Exons: 2
Coding region: 1-336 (111 amino acids)
Source: RefSeq, a predicted model, not a curated record